This is a messenger RNA of Dentiscutata heterogama, 169 nucleotides long. Lineage: Eukaryota; Fungi; Glomeromycota; Glomeromycetes; Diversisporales; Gigasporaceae. The record is from the annotation of a GenBank genome assembly.
AUGGUGCAUAAUAAAAGUACAUCCAAUUUCAAAGACCUCAGUAAUCUUGAGUUUGGUGAAUUAACACAUAGUCUUGAGUCUAAUGAGCUGAUAUAUGAUCUUGAAUUUAAUAGACCAAUGUAUGAUUUAGUAGUUGCUGUUCAAGAAAAUAAAAAUGUCAGAUUGGACU